Silurus meridionalis is the source of this 3437-nucleotide messenger RNA. RefSeq names its product nuclear respiratory factor 1 (gene nrf1). Gene Ontology annotation, molecular function: DNA-binding transcription factor activity, RNA polymerase II-specific; RNA polymerase II cis-regulatory region sequence-specific DNA binding. Gene Ontology annotation, biological process: regulation of transcription by RNA polymerase II. The coding region runs from base 1038 to 2540 and encodes 500 amino acids. The transcript has 11 exons. The record is from RefSeq and is a predicted model, not a curated record. NCBI's taxonomy places the organism in Eukaryota, Metazoa, Chordata, Actinopteri, Siluriformes, Siluridae. Gene Ontology annotation, cellular component: nucleus.
CCAGCUAUUUCAGCCCCGGCGCAGCCGCACCACCAACCCGGCAGCGCUCAGCCCCUCAGCAGAUGUGGAGAGCUGGCGUUAGUGCAGUACGGCGCUGAACUUCGCGGAUUUGUCGCGCUUUUUCUCACAGAGUCGCGUUCGUUUCAACAAGAAGAGAGUAGAAAUAAGACGUGGUUGUGUGUGUGCAGGCCCGGGCCUGUGAUUAAACCCUGCGAUAGUGCGCGCUCGCUCUCUCUCUCUGUGUGUGUGUGUGUGUGUGUGUGUGUGUGUGUGUGUGUGUGUGUGUGUGUGUGUUGGCGGGUUCGACAUGGCUAAUGCUAAGUCUCUGUUUGUUUUAGACGCGGUUCUGCUAAUUGCUGUUGCGUAGAUUCUGCACAUACAGAAAACCGCUUCAUCUUUAUAAUAAGAAAUAUUGAUUACACGUUUUGCCUUUUUAACGUGGACUUAAUUCAGCGGAAUAACAUGACAUCUGCAGUCACCGGCUAACUAGCCAGUUAGCAAUCAAGCUAAAGGCUAACCGAACUGGAUAACUUUACCUCGGACUGCUCAGCUUUCUCGGAGCAGUUUUAACCCUCACGUAUUAGACUUUUUAUUGCAAUAAACGUAUAAAAGCGUAGCUGCUGUGUAUAAAGGGAACGGGGAGAUCUGAGAGUUGUAGCGCGGGUUAGUUGUGUUGGACGCCGCGGUGCAGUGGGUUUAGCCUGAUCGCUACUGCAGCAGUCACCAAACUGUGAUGUAGGAAAUGUGAAUGAACAUCUUGAGGAGGGAAAAACUCCUAAUAAAUAGCAUGGCGGCUGUGGUGCUCGACUGCUGUUUCAGUGAUAAUGGUGUUUUAUUGAUGAGGUUUUGUGCAGACAUCAAUCUGGACUUGAGUCUGCAUCAUCACUCAGGUCCUGGUCGUGGUUUUGGUGUCAGCAGUUACUCUGAACACAGAGAAACAGUAUCUGAGUUUUGUUUAAAAAGAGGAUUUGGAGUAGGAAAUGAACUUCUAAUGUCGAAAUGACAAGAUGAACAUGUAAAGAAAGCUGCAUGAAGUGAUGGACGACCACACAGUACAUCAGGAUCACAUGACGACCAUCGAAGCCCAUGCUGUUUCUCAACAGGUUCACGUGUCUACUUACACAGAGCACAGCAUGCUAAGCGCUGACGAGGACUCGCCUUCUUCCCCCGAUGAUGACACUUAUGAUGACUCUGACAUCCUAAACUCAGCAGGAACAGACGAGGUUACAGCACAUUUGGCAGCUGCAGGUCCAGUCGGCAUGGCUGCUGCUGCUGCUGUGGCUACAGGGAAAAAACGCAAAAGACCCCACAUUUUUGAGUCAAACCCAUCAAUACGCAAAAGACAGCAGACUCGUCUGCUUAGGAAGUUGAGAGCAACACUGGAUGAAUACACAACUCGAGUUGGUCAGCAGGCCAUUGUUCUCUGCAUUUCUCCUUCUAAGCCUAAUGCUGUGUUUAAGGUGUUUGGUGCUGCUCCACUCGAGAACGUGGUCAGAAAGUAUAAGAGUAUGAUUUUGGAGGAUCUGGAAAAUGCCUUAGCUGAACACGCACCACCCGGUGGUGGAGACCUGAGCUCUGAACUACCACCACUUACCAUUGAUGGCAUCCCAGUGUCUGUGGAUAAAAUGACACAGGCUCAGCUCCGAGCUUUUAUUCCUGAGAUGCUGAAAUAUUCUACAGGUCGCGGGAAACCUGGUUGGGGUAAAGAGAGUUGCAAACCUGUAUGGUGGCCAGAUGACAUUCCCUGGGCCAAUGUGCGAAGUGACGUGCGUACAGAGGACCAGAAACAGCGAGUGUCAUGGACGCAGGCCCUGAGGACAAUUGUUAAAAACUGCUACAAGCAACAUGGAAGAGAGGACCUCCUCUAUGCAUUUGAAGACCUGCAAGUCACUCCUCAGCAGGUUGCAGCAGCCGCACACAGCAUUGCACACCUGGUGCCUUCACAAACAGUUGUUCAGACAAUCAGUAACCCUGAUGGAACCGUCUCGCUUAUACAGGUGGGCACUGGGGCGACUGUAGCCACACUUACUGAUGCUUCAGAUUUGCCAGGCACUGUUACUGUUGCCCAGGUCAACUACUCUACAGUGACAGACGGGGAGGUUGAGCAGAAUUGGGCAUUGCAGGGUGGUGAGAUGACCAUUCAGACCACACAAGCAUCUGAGGCUACACAGGCAGUAGCUUCUUUAGCAGAGGCUGCUGUUGCUGCUUCCCAGGAAAUGCAGCCAGGAGCAACAGUUACCAUGGCACUCAACAGCGAGGCAGCGGCCCAUGCUGUGGCGACGCUGGCAGAGGCAACUCUUCAAGGAGGAGGACAGAUUGUGUUGGCAGGGGAGACAGCAGCUGCAGUAGGAGCUCUCACUGGAGUGCAAGAUGCCAAUGGUUUAGUCCAGAUCCCAGUGAGUAUGUAUCAGACUGUAGUUACCAGUUUGGCACAGGGAAAUCGGCCUGUUCAAGUUGCCAUGGCUCCUGUUGCCACACGCAUCGACAACACUGUAACACUGGAUGGACAAGCUGUGGAGGUUGUAACUUUAGAACAGUGACACUCUUGCAAGUAUGCAGGGUAAAAAUCUGUGCCCUUCCCUAAAUGGAUAUUUUUAACAGGGAAUUAAAAUUUAUCAAGGAUUCAUGGUUUUUUUAGUAGCGUAAUUGUUGUGUUUCAAGUAAUGUUUGGGAUUUUUUUUUUUUUUUUUUUGUCCUCUUGUGUUAUUAGUCAUAGGAUAUAAAUAGACCAAAUAAAUGGACCAAAUUCAGUGUGGCAGCAGCAGUAGCCCCUGAAUAAAUCUCUCUUACAUUUGUUUUGUCCUAGCCAAAAAUAUUUUUUUUAAUAAUCGAAUUUAUUUCAUCUACAUGUUGUUUUCUUAACAAUGUGUUUGUGCCAUUUUACUUACACUUUUGUUGUCAUAAAAAGUCAUACAUUGUGCUAGUUUGCUUGCAUUGUGAUAGAACUGAUGUAGGCCAGCAGGAAAAAAAAUGUACUUUGUGUUGUUUUUUUGCAUGUCACAAAUUACUCUACAGAAUACAAAUGUGCCUCUACAUUUACUGAGGUAUUCUUGUCCCACCAAAUGUUUAAAAUUUUAUCAUCCAACUGGAAUAUCACUAAAAUGAAUUUUCACCCCUUUCAAAAGUAUUUCACAACUCCUAUUGAACCUAAUAUUCUUUGCUCUGUUUUUAAAACAAUUAUAAAUGCUCACUAUGAUUGUGAGUUAAUAUAGGUGUAUUCUGUCACAUUUCAUAUUUGCAUCGUGUAGAUUACAAAUCAGCUCAAUUUAAAUUAAGUGUUCCUCCUCAACUGCUCAUUGCCUUAUUUGAUAAAUAGUAUUUUCCUUAAGUACACUUUCAUCACUAUUCCAAUGACAGAAAUAACUCAACACUUGUGUUUUAUUGUGUAUAAAGAUGAAGCUUAUUAUGUGACUCUAUAAACGUACUUUUUUAUAACA